Sturnus vulgaris (Common starling) is the source of this 867-nucleotide messenger RNA. It is a transcript of the gene SAT1, whose product is annotated as spermidine/spermine N1-acetyltransferase 1. Gene Ontology annotation, molecular function: spermidine binding; diamine N-acetyltransferase activity. NCBI's taxonomy places the organism in Eukaryota, Metazoa, Chordata, Aves, Passeriformes, Sturnidae. The record is from RefSeq and is a predicted model, not a curated record.
GAACGCCGCCGGGACAUGCUCGCAGCCUGACUGACCGCAGGUGGCCGCCGCGCCCGGGACACGAAUGAAGAAGCAGCUGCUCCUCCUGUUCACACAUCGGGGACUCGUCAGCCGAGGGGGCCGCAGGGGGAAGCGUCGCCGAAAAUGGCCUCGUUCAGCAUCCGCGCCGCGCGUCCCGAGGACUGUCCCGACCUGCUGCGACUGAUCAAGGAGCUGGCGAAAUACGAGGAUAUGGAGGACCAAGUGGUGCUAACUGAGAAAGGUACGGAGUCUACAAGAGCUCACCCGGCUGGCGGCCGAGUGACAGCGCCUGUGGCUCAGGUGCGUGUGUAUUCUGCUUUUCUAGAGCUACUUGAGGAUGGUUUUGGCGAGCACCCUUUCUACCACUGUCUGGUAGCAGAAGUACCGAAAGAUCAGUGGUCGUCUAAAGAAACAUGCGUCGUGGGCUUUGCCAUGUAUUACUUCACUUACGAUCCAUGGAUUGGAAAACUGCUGUACCUUGAAGAUUUUUAUGUGAUGGCUGAGUACAGAGGACUUGGUAUUGGGUCGGAAAUUCUGAAGAACUUGAGUCAGGUGGCUGUGAAGUGCCGCUGCAGCAGCAUGCACUUCCUGGUUGCGGAGUGGAAUGAACCCUCCAUCAGGUUCUACAAGAGAAGAGGCGCCUCGGAUCUGUCCACUGAGGAGGGCUGGAGGCUCUUCAAGAUCGACAAAGAAUAUCUCUUGAAGAUGGCAGCAGAAGAGUGAGAGAUUAUUCCAGCAAAUAAAUUCUUCCUGCGAAUAUAUGUGCUCUUUGAAUAAACUACUUCUUGCUUUCUGUGUAUGUACAGUUUGUAGUGGAAUAAAGUAGUGUGGAUGCUAAUAAUGGCA